GCAGGACCCACAUUUAAAGUCAGGAUGCCGCACUGGGACAAACCAAAUCGCGUUUUUGCGUUUAGUAGAAACGCUGAGACGAGUGCACAUUUUGUCCCAAACGUGUUUCCGUAAGCUCCGAGCUCGCCUCAUGAAAUCACCAGGGAAGAUGGCGGGUGCUGGAAAGAAAAGCGAAGCAGGAGCUCCAGGGGUUGUGGGAUGGAUCAGCUCCGCAUAUCGAUUUGCGACCGACAGGAAUGAUUUCAGAAGGAAUCUUCUGGUGAAUCUAGGUUUGUUUGCAGCAGGAGUUUGGGUGGCGAGGAAUUUGUCAGACUUUGACUUGAUGUCACCUCAACCAGUCACAUAGUCCUGGCCAAAUCAUGGGCUUUUGCAGGAGGAGAGGACCAAUUUCUUCUGAAUAAGAACAGAGCUUUCUACCAGAGGCAAUGAUGGGGCAAGAUCAGUGGACACUGAAUAGAAAACAGCCAAUGAAGCAUUGUUAAAGCUCUAGUACACACUUUUUAAAAAAAAGAAAAACAGUGAACAGCUGACUUUAUUACAAACUUUAUUUACUAUAAAUAAUGUUUCAUGUAUAACUUAAAGUUCACAAUCUAUAUGAUCUGACGUUCUAGCAGGUUUAGUCAUACAAGUGGAUUCAAAAAAGUUACAUAUAAUACUUAAUAAAAGUGUUUAAACAUU
Pangasianodon hypophthalmus (striped catfish) is the source of this 678-nucleotide messenger RNA. RefSeq names its product translocase of outer mitochondrial membrane 6 homolog (yeast) (gene tomm6). The record is from RefSeq and is a predicted model, not a curated record. The transcript has 4 exons. NCBI's taxonomy places the organism in Eukaryota, Metazoa, Chordata, Actinopteri, Siluriformes, Pangasiidae. Gene Ontology annotation, cellular component: mitochondrial outer membrane translocase complex. Bases 131 to 346 code for a protein of 71 amino acids.